Messenger RNA from Cuculus canorus (common cuckoo), 3590 nucleotides. It is a transcript of the gene TMEM255A, whose product is annotated as transmembrane protein 255A. The record is from RefSeq and is a predicted model, not a curated record. The coding region runs from base 94 to 1065 and encodes 323 amino acids. The transcript has 9 exons. Lineage: Eukaryota; Metazoa; Chordata; Aves; Cuculiformes; Cuculidae.
CUCGCAGCCGGGGGGGCCGCCCCGCCGCUCGGCCCGUGCGCAGGCGCGGCGGGGCCGGUACCGGGGUGCCGCCGCGCCCGGCGGGGCCGCAGCAUGCGGCAGGCACUGACUCAGCAGCGCCCGGCGGGGCUCGCCCUGCCCGACUCCGUGGGGUCAUUCAAUAGAAGAAAAAGAAAUUCCCUCUACGUAACUGUGACUCUCCUCAUUGUGUCAGUAUUAAUUCUAACGGUGGGCCUAGCUGCUACAACAAGAACCCAAAAUGUGACUGUUGGAGGUUAUUACCCAGGGGUUAUUCUUGGUUUUGGUUCGUUUCUUGGAAUAAUUGGAUCAAACUUGAUAGAAAACAAAAGGCAAAUGCUGGUUGCAUCGAUCGUCUUCAUCAGCUUUGGUGUAAUUGCUGCGUUCUGCUGUGCCAUAGUAGACGGUGUCUUUGCUGCCAGACACAUAGAUCUGAGGCCGCUGUAUGCAGGGCGAUGUCAGUACUACUCCAAGAGCACGACCCCACCAGAGGCAAUCUGUCACCCACAGCGCCGUGCACCCUGCACACCGAAAAUAAAAAUCAACACCUGCUUCUGCUGUGACCUGUAUAACUGUGGAAACAGAGUAGAGAUUUCUGGAGGCUACUAUGAAUACAUUGAUGUCAGCAGCUGCCAGGACAUCAUCCACCUUUACCACUUGCUUUGGUCGGCAACGAUUCUGAACAUAGUGGGGCUGUUCCUAGGGAUCAUUACGGCAGCGAUACUUGGAGGCUUUAAAGACAUGACUCCUUCCCUCCCUACUCUGAACUGUACAGUUGAAAACGCACACCCUUCGGUGUCCUACUACUCAAGGCCACAAGUAACAUCUUACAACACCUACUACCACAGCACUCCUCACCUGCCUCCCUACUCCGCAUACGACUUUCAGCAUUCCAGCGUGUUUCCAGCCUCCACUCCCUCUGGCCUCUCCGAUGACCCCCAGUCAGUGUCACCGUCUCCCAGCUAUAUGUGGUCCUCCAACGCACCGCCUCGUUACUCGCCACCCUAUUUUCCACCUUUUGAAAAGCCACCACCUUAUACUCCGUAAAGAAUGUGGGAAAGAAGAAAAAGAAAAUAUUUGCCAUUGAAAUAUUGUGAACAUUUUGUAUUUAUAUUUUCCUGUGGGAGGGCUGGGGAGGGCAGAUACUGGAGAUCAUUGCCAAUGCAGAUAUUAGAUUGGACUGUUCUUUCUUGCGAGACUUAUUUCAGAGGUGUAGCAACAGAGUAUGAGAAAGGGACAUACUGCUAGUGUUUUGCAGUGUCAGUGAGUAGGUGACCUAAAUUCCAGGCUCCUUGUUUUACCAUGAGGUUCACGUAGUCCUUGGUUUUUAAUAAAGCGAUACAACACGUGAUAGAUUCUGGUCUGCCUUACUCCAGCUUGUGCCAAGCUGAAGUACGGGUAGCCAAGAUCAAUAGCUGCUGGAGAGUAUCAGUUUAAGGCGACGGUGUUUGCAGACAGCUGGACUUGACAUUUUGUUUGGCCUUGGGGCUUCAGUUGCUGGGAUUUUUGGGGGCUGCAGAACCUCACAUCACUUGUUGAUUACAGCCCAGGCACUGGGAAGAUCCUGGGGGAAGGCACGACAGUGUCUCAAACAUCAACGCUAAUGAAAAGAUGUAACAUAAUAGGAUAUUGUCAUGUAUGUCUAGCAAAACAAUUGGAAUAUUGCUAUUUUUUUGAGGGGAAAAAGCUUUAAUAAGCAAGCUGGUUUUAUUUCAGGAUGCUUCUUAAGAUAAGAGGUGAAACGCAGUUGUCUCUCUCUGAAUUCUGUGUAAGUAAUGCUGAAGGCAAAUAGUUUGGGUGUUGUGCUAAUUGCUUGUAUUCCUAUAAAGAGCAUCAGGAACAGUCCACAAGUCACUGAAACAGUGCAGUGAAAACAUUAGUACUAUUUUUUUUUUCCCUUCCGUUUUGUUCAGAAUUUUUUUUUAAGGUUGUACUUUUAACUUUUUUAAUGGACUGAAUCAACACCCUGAAUAAGCACUGUUUUAGUAGCUGUAUUAUGGGCUGCACAUAAGGAAUAUCCACUACUAGUUCUCCAAAGUGUUAAGUCUCACAUGGAUAAAAUUCAACACCCUGUAAUAUAGGAUGAAACUGAUAAGAUUUUGCAUUUAUUGCUGUGACUUUCAUUUAAUCUUCAGCUGAUGAGUGUGCUGAUUGAUCUAGAUUCCAACAGAUUUUGCAUGCAUCCUGCAUAACAAAAGGUCAGCUUUGUUAUAUGACCACUGUCCUGUAAAGUGUGGUUCUACUCUGGGAAGUGAUUUCAGAUGACAGCAUUCAGAUCCAAGCUGCUCCAUCUGAGUGUUCUCAACUGCGUGCUUCAGGGAUAAAAAUAAGGUAUUGACAUUUUACUCCUUAUUUCCUAGAGGUUUAAUUUCCUUGGUUUAGAUUGUUGACCCUAAUCCUCAAUUGUAUACCUUUACUUUCAACUGAUGCAGAAAAAAACAGUAUCUAAAAGCUAAAUCUGGCUUUUAGAAUCUCAAAGUGGAAUACAUGCUGGGGGAGGAAUCCAAUUGGAUUUUAAACUGUGGCAUCUCUCUACUAUAGUCUUAAAAAAAAAAAAAGAAAUACUGUCAAAAUGGAAAAAGAAACACUGAUCUCACUUUUCAAAGUACACCCACACUUUACAGUGCUGUUUUUAAUCCUAUGCAUUUGCAAAGCCUUUAGGCUAGGCUAUGUGCUAACCUUAUCAUUUCUGCUGUCAAAUACUUACCAGUGUAUUAAGCUAAAGGAUGAUGCUGUUUAUCCAGAGGCAAGUGUAACUGUUCUUCAGUAAGAACGAAAAAAUAAACAGCUGGAUAAAGGAAUAACUCAUGGGAUUUAAAGCAGUAGUGUAUACAGAACAUACCCUGGUGAUGCUUCAUUUUACUCUAGAUUGUUGAAGUGCAGCUCCUAUAAAUUUGCACAAUGGAAAUAAAUCUAUCUACUGGGGCGUCAUCUGUUUUAUAUUACAUUUUCUUGAAUUAAAUCUCGAUGAAGAGAUCACGAGCGGUGACAAAACAGGCAGUACUUCUCGUGAGAAAACUCCUCGCAAAACUAGAAUCAGGAGGGCACGUGAAGUUAAUAUCAGAAAACACAUUACUGCUGCAUCUUUGAAAUAAGAGCUAACAGUCCUGUCCCACUUCUGACAACCACUCUCUACCAUUUGUGCCUGUCAACUAAAUAGGGCUAGAAGGACUAGGGGACACUGCAGGGCAGGACUAAGACGCUCCCGAGGGGGACAGACCUUGGUGGCAGAGAAACAAUUAGGAAAUGAAUCCGUCAUUGGUUUUGAGUUGACAAAUACGAAAUACAAUUAUCCAAAUUCUCCUUUUUUUCUACGGAAUAGUUAAGCAAAAAUUACAUUGCUGCUUUAAAUUCACUGUAAAAGGACAAGUCCAUUUUCACAUUUGAAAAAUGACCGGUGGGAUUUUCUGUUGAAUUACUCGUUUCCUUCUGCUUGAGUAAAACUAAGCGUUUCAUGUAAAUGCGACUUUCUGCACUGUAUUCAUCAUUUCUUAUGAAAAUGUCCAGAUUGUGACUCAUAUGUACCCUUUUAUUACUUUACCAAAGUUAAAUAAAAUUGUGUCUUUUGUAAA